Hydra vulgaris (swiftwater hydra) is the source of this 696-nucleotide messenger RNA. Its product is annotated as A-kinase anchor protein 14. Gene Ontology annotation, molecular function: protein kinase A regulatory subunit binding. Gene Ontology annotation, cellular component: cAMP-dependent protein kinase complex. The record is from RefSeq and is a predicted model, not a curated record. NCBI's taxonomy places the organism in Eukaryota, Metazoa, Cnidaria, Hydrozoa, Anthoathecata, Hydridae.
AAUAAAAUUUAUCUGUUGUUAUGGAAACAAACAUGAGGCCAAAAUGACCUAUACUAAUAUAAACAACAUAAACACCAAAACAUGGAUUUUGAAAAAGAUGAUUUAUACUCCUUGGAAGCAAAGCUUUUGAUAAACAGUUUUAUAAAUAAUACUUACGACGAACUCACUAAAAGUGCAACUAUAAAUGACAAAGAUAAGCUUAACUGGAUGACAAUAGAUGAAUUUUCAAUAGAUCGUGGAAAAGCGAAAAUAAAGGAAUUCAUUUCGACAUGGAAAGUAUCUUGCAAUUUUUUAUAUUGUAUAUUCUUUAUUGGUGAAGAUCAAAAGAAAUAUAGUAAAAGAUUUAGGUAUAAGGUGCAGUGGAGUAUACCUACUUGUAAGAAACCAAUCCCUCGUGCUACUGCAUCAGUAUAUUUUACUAUUGACGUUAGCACAGUUAAACCUAAGAGUUUUCCUGUGAAUGUUUACUUUGUAUUUGAAACAAACAGAUUAGUGCAUCGACCUGGAGAUCCAUUAUCAUUUUGUGAGAAAUGGCUAAAUGACAUCAUUGAAUCAAAAGUUUUACUCAUGGAUGCGAUAAAGUUUUAACUAUAUUAUUUGGUACGCAAAAACUUGGCACAAUUUUACGUUAUUUUUCAGAACCUAUAUAUUAUUUUACAAUCUGAAAAGCUUCAAUUUUCUUCCUAACACUUUAAA